AGAGUCUAUUAUUGACAAUUAAGAAAACAAAAGGCAGACAAUAGCAGAGUUCUGAUUUCAAAAGGAGAUAACGAUAAUCUAAACGCUCUUAUAUUAGUUUACAGAGGGAGUACUGAACAAGUUCUGAUCUCAAAAGCUGGAAGACAGAACUACGGAUACAUAAGCGAUUUCUUGGCACCUCCCGUAGCUCCACCACCGCAUCAACCGGUGAGUGAACCAGCCGUUGCUGGAGAAGACGCCGGUGAGGUGAAGCUGACGCUUGGAUCUCGUAGUACAUUACAUAGCCUGGUCUCAACUGAUGAAAAGCCACCGAAGAAGGUGGGACUGAACCAACCACGAGAUCCGCAAGAAAAACAACAGCCUAAAUUGGAACGGACUCCUCAGAUCGAUCGCUCUGUUUAAAGAGGACGCAUCCGCACGUAUCACACGACGAUGGCAGCCUCAUCAAGCUCGUCUCCCCGCUGCCCAUGGCCGGACCUCCAGCCGGAGUUGUUGGGCGUCGUGCUCUCGCGGCUGCCGUCGCACGCCGACCGCGUCCGCCUCGCCGCCGUCUGCCGCCCAUGGCGCUCCAACGCGCGGCUGCUGCGCCCGCUUCCCCCGCUGCUCCCGUGGCUCGCCCUCUGCGAUGGCACCUUCCUCAGCCUCCCCGACGGCGCCAUCCACCGCCUGCCCGCCGCGGACGACGGCGUCUCCGUCCGGGCCUCCACCGGCAGUAGGCUCUUCCUCGUGCACGGCGACGGCAGGUGCUCGCUGAUGAGCCCUUCCCCCUCGGCGACGACCCCUGUCCCCGAGGCUGCCUCCUGGUUCCAGGGGAAGCCCGUCGUCCGGAAGGUGGUGGCGUCCGAUCACCUCAUCGCCGCUCUGGUGGAGUCAAAAAAUUCCGAGACCGCAAAAGUCAUCAUCUCUACUCGUGGGCAGCCAUGGGACACCACGAGGUGCUCCACGAUGGAGUGGGCGGAGCCUGAAGGCGGCCUCGUCAGCGACAUUGCCAUCUUCAAAGGGAAGAUCUAUGCCCUCCUCACCACAAAAAUGAAGCGAUAUCGUCAACACGAGCUUCGUAUCCUGGACGACGGCCACGAGCAGACCAUCCACGGUACCCUACCAGGGCAGGAGGCAUGGUACGAUCCUAACUCGACUGAGUUCCACUUGCAGCGGAACUACCUUGUCGUCUCCGGCGAUCGGCUGCUGAUGGUCGAACAAAGGAUCAGCGAGCCGUGGCCGAGAGACUGGGGAGCUUUGAAGCUGACUCGACACUUCAAGGUAUUGGAAGCAACGGACCUGAGCAGCAGCGGCUGUGCACACUGGACCGAAGUCGAUACAUUGAUGGGGCGUGCGCUCUUCGUCAGCCAAGGGUGCUCCGAGUCCCUCCCUGCCAGUGCCGGAGGUCAGUCUAGCGGCACCGGAGUUGAAGAAGAUUGCAUCUACUUUCUAAACGAGAAGAAAGGAUCUAGUCAGCCUGGUUUGGCCUUUCUUAACUUAAAGCCGGGCAGGCCCUUCGUUUCAAAAAUAAACGGGGGAAAUUGUGAGAAUGCCUUUCAAGACUCUGGGGUGUACAACAUGAGAGACCGGACAGUGAUGCCAUUGCUGUCGGAGACGCUAGUGGCGUCCACAGCCGGCGAAGGCCCAUGGUCUCCAACUUGGCUUUUUCCAGAGCCUUGAGUUAAGCUAGUUACGCUGUAUUAUUAGUUACUAGGAUUUUUCUUAGAUGUUGCAGUAUGUAUUGGUUCCAUCUCUUUUUUACUUUCGCAAUACCAAUUAGACACUUUUAAAGUUCUAUAAAGCAUAUGCUCGAGACUGUGAAGUGUGAACAAA
Aegilops tauschii subsp. strangulata is the source of this 1812-nucleotide messenger RNA. RefSeq lists its product as uncharacterized. Lineage: Eukaryota; Viridiplantae; Streptophyta; Magnoliopsida; Poales; Poaceae. The record is from RefSeq and is a predicted model, not a curated record. Gene Ontology annotation, molecular function: protein binding.